Lachnellula hyalina is the source of this 3234-nucleotide messenger RNA. It is a transcript of the gene gcv2, whose product is annotated as putative glycine dehydrogenase (decarboxylating), mitochondrial. NCBI's taxonomy places the organism in Eukaryota, Fungi, Ascomycota, Leotiomycetes, Helotiales, Lachnaceae. The transcript is spliced from 2 exons. The record is from RefSeq and is a predicted model, not a curated record. Gene Ontology annotation, molecular function: glycine binding; pyridoxal phosphate binding; glycine dehydrogenase (decarboxylating) activity. Gene Ontology annotation, biological process: glycine decarboxylation via glycine cleavage system. The coding region runs from base 1 to 3234 and encodes 1077 amino acids. Gene Ontology annotation, cellular component: glycine cleavage complex; mitochondrion.
AUGGCAAUGUCGAGUUUGGCUCUCAGAGCCCAGCUCAGGAUAGCAACAAGUCAAACCAAAGCUUUAAUACCCAGAAGUACCCUCCGAAUCACACGACCAUGGGCUUGUCGCCAACAGUCACGCCAUAUUACCGGGUCUAUAACCAGACCCAUUGGCAGACGUACCUUCUAUACUAGCUCUGCUAGCGAUGAGACGAAUAGCUUGCCCACGGCUCCAGACUCCCGUGGAGCCUAUCUCCCUCUCGAUACCUUCCCACGCCGACAUAUUGGCCCCGAUGCGGAGUCCACCGAGCAGAUGCUGGAAGCCCUGGAUCCUCCAGUCAAGAGCUUGGAUGAAUUCAUCAAGCAAGUUCUUCCAGGAGAUAUUUUGUCCUCCGCGGACCUCGAAAUCGACACUGUGCAAGCUGGUGGAGAGGAGGGAUUUACGGAAUCACAAUUGUUAGCGAGACUUCGAUCAAUCGCUGGGAACAACACGAUUAUGCGGAGUUAUAUUGGCUGUGGAUACGCAGGAACAAGAGUACCCGAAGUUAUAAAGCGAAAUGUCCUGGAAGGGCCAGGAUGGUACACAAGUUAUACUCCGUACCAGCCAGAGAUCAGUCAAGGACGAUUGGAGUCUUUAUUGAACUACCAAACACUUGUCUCCGACCUCACAGCCCUCCCGAUUUCGAAUGCCUCACUCCUCGACGAAGGAACUGCUGCGGCGGAAGCCAUGACUUUGUCUCUGAAUGCUCUUCCGGCAUCAAGACAGAAGAGCAAGGACAAGACAUUCUUCGUCAGUCAUUUGGUACACCCGCAAACGAAAGCUGUCCUGCAGAGUCGAGCAGAUGGAUUUGAUAUCAAGAUUGAGAUAGGAGAUGUGCUUGCGGACGAAGGCAAGCGUAUAAAGGAGCUCGGCAAAGAUCUCGUUGGAGUUCUUGUCCAGUAUCCAGAUACCGAGGGAGGGGUGGAAGAUUUUAAAGCUUUGGGGGAUCUGAUUCACGAGCAAGGAGCCACUUUCAGCGUUGCUACAGAUCUUCUUGCUUUGACAGUCCUAACACCUCCCGGAGAGUUUGGUGCUGAUAUUGCAUUUGGAAAUGCCCAGCGAUUUGGUGUACCAUUUGGAUAUGGCGGCCCUCACGCAGCUUUCUUCGCUGUUAGCGAUAAAUACAAGCGAAAGAUGCCCGGACGAUUGAUUGGAGUUUCCAAGGACAGAUCAGGAGAUAGGGCUAUGAGGUUGGCUCUGCAAACUAGAGAGCAGCAUAUCAGACGAGAGAAGGCUACUAGCAAUGUUUGUACAGCACAAGCAUUGCUGGCUAAUAUGAGCGCUUUCUAUGCAGUUUAUCACGGUCCGCAAGGACUGAAGCAGAUUGCUGAAAGGGCCAUUCAAGGAGCCAGAAUCAUCGAAGCAGGUGUAAACGCGAUGGGCUUCGAGACCGGAUCUAGAGGAAAGGGGGAAGAUGGUAGAGUCCUGUUUGACACUGUAGUUGUCAAUGUAGGUCAAGGAAAGGUCGAUGACGUGCUGGAGUUCGGCAUAAAGUCUUUCGGUAUCAAUUUGAGAAAAUUCGACGAUAGCCGAGUUGGUAUCACCGUCGACGAGACGGUGGACUAUAAAGAUCUUGUGGACAUCCUGGCCAUAUUCGAGCCUUCGGCAUCCAAGAAGGAUGUCAAGAUUGACCAGGUCAUUGAAUCCUUACCUGACAAUGGCGCUCUUUCGAUCCCCGCAGGAUUCAAGAGAACGUCCGAUUAUCUCACCCACCCGGUCUUCAACACGCACCACUCAGAGACCGAACUUCUUCGUUACAUCCAUCAUCUCCAAUCGAAAGAUUUAUCCCUUACUCACUCCAUGAUACCCUUGGGAUCUUGCACGAUGAAGCUUAACGCUACGACUGAGAUGGCACCCAUCACAUGGCCAGAGUUCGCCUCAAUCCAUCCAUUUGCCCCUGUCGACCAGGCUAAAGGCUACAAGAUCAUGAUCGAUGAACUGGAAGUUGACUUAGCUAAAAUAACUGGCUUUGAUGCUGUAUCUUUGCAGCCCAACUCAGGAGCCCAGGGCGAGUUCACUGGCCUUCGAGUUAUUCGAAAGUAUCAGGAACAACAGCCAGGAAAGAAGCGUGAUAUUUGUCUGAUCCCUGUUUCCGCUCAUGGCACGAACCCUGCUUCUGCUGCCAUGGCUGGAAUGCGUGUUGUCACUGUCAAGUGCGACACUAAGACCGGCAACCUUGAUAUGGCGGAUUUGAAGGCGAAGUGUCAGAAGUAUAGCGAGGAACUAGGUGCAAUCAUGAUCACAUACCCUAGCACUUUUGGCGUCUUCGAGCCCCAGAUCAAGGAAGUGUGUGACGUGGUUCAUCAGCAUGGCGGCCAAGUGUACAUGGAUGGCGCGAACAUGAACGCUCAGAUUGGAUUAUGCUCCCCUGGAGAAAUUGGUGCCGAUGUUUGCCAUCUCAACCUCCACAAGACUUUCUGUAUUCCCCAUGGUGGCGGAGGUCCAGGAGUAGGUCCGAUUGGUGUCAAGUCUCACUUGGCCCCUUUCCUUCCAGGUCACCCUCUGGUUCAGACUGGCGGUGAGAAGGCUAUCGCACCUGUAAGUGCAGCUCCUUGGGGAAGUGCGAACAUCCUGCCCAUCAGUUGGGCCUACAUCAAGAUGAUGGGUGGACGAGGCCUAACCCACGCCACCAAAAUCACCCUCCUCAACGCCAACUACAUCAUGUCCCGCCUACGCCCUCAUUACCCUAUCCUCUACACCAACUCCGCCUCCCGCUGUGCCCACGAAUUCAUCCUCGACGUACGCGGUUUCAAAGAAACAGCCGGCAUCGAAGCUAUCGACGUCGCGAAACGCCUGCAAGACUACGGAUUCCACGCCCCGACCAUGAGCUGGCCCGUCGCUAACACGCUUAUGAUCGAGCCCACGGAGUCUGAAAGCAAGGAAGAGCUUGAUCGCUUCAUCGACGCUUUGAUUUCCAUAAGAAAAGAGAUCCGAGCUGUGGAAGAGGGCGAGGUGCCCAGGGAUGGCAAUGUGUUGAAGCUGGCGCCACAUUCGAUGAAGGAUCUAUUGAGUAGCGAGUGGGCGAGGCCAUAUACAAGGGAGGAGGCUGCGUAUCCAUUAAGCUGGUUAAGGGAGAAGAAGUUUUGGCCCAGUGUUACUCGUUUGGAUGAUGCAUAUGGCGACAUGAACCUCUUCUGUACCUGCGGCCCCGUUGAACCAGUCGAUGAGACGGAAGAUGGAAUCACAGGCGUUUCGGCCCCCAAUCCUACAUAA